This is a messenger RNA of Tuber melanosporum (Perigord truffle), 1372 nucleotides long. RefSeq lists its product as uncharacterized. Gene Ontology annotation, molecular function: cyclin binding; ATP binding; cyclin-dependent protein serine/threonine kinase activity. Bases 219 to 1148 code for a protein of 309 amino acids. Gene Ontology annotation, cellular component: cytoplasm; cyclin-dependent protein kinase holoenzyme complex; nucleus. The transcript is spliced from 5 exons. NCBI's taxonomy places the organism in Eukaryota, Fungi, Ascomycota, Pezizomycetes, Pezizales, Tuberaceae. The record is from RefSeq and is a predicted model, not a curated record. Gene Ontology annotation, biological process: signal transduction; protein phosphorylation; regulation of G2/M transition of mitotic cell cycle.
CCUGUGUCUACAUCCGCAACCACGACCCAAAACCCAACCACAAUCACUUGUCCGCAGUCUACUUAACCCUUCGCCUUUCCCGCGGCAGCUCCCUUACUUCAAGCUGGAAUUACUCUCGGCGUCCAACAAUCUCUUUGCUGGUUUAACUUGGUUCCGCUCAAAACAAACACCCACUCCUAUCUUCUUUGUUUAGGGAGAAACAAUUUGAAUCUCUCGGAAUGGAGAAUUAUCAGAAAAUCGAAAAAAUUGGUGAAGGAACCUACGGGGUUGUUUACAAGGCCAAGGAUCUCAAGAACGGUAACCGUAUCGUUGCAUUGAAGAAGAUUCGUCUCGAAGCCGAAGAUGAGGGCGUUCCGUCCACCGCCAUUCGCGAAAUCUCCCUUCUGAAGGAAAUGUCUGACCCUAAUAUUGUUAAGCUCCUUAACAUUGUACACGCCGAUGGCCAUAAGCUCUACCUGGUCUUUGAGUUUUUAGACCUUGAUCUGAAAAAAUAUAUGGAAGCAAUUCCAUCAGGUAUGGGUUUGGGGACCGACAUGAUCAAGAGGUUCAUGAGCCAGCUGGUCGAGGGUGUGAGAUACUGUCAUGCGCAUAGGAUCCUGCACAGGGACUUGAAGCCUCAGAACCUAUUGAUAGACAAAGAGGGCAACUUGAAACUGGCAGAUUUCGGGUUGGCGAGAGCCUUUGGAGUGCCUUUGAGGACAUAUACUCAUGAGGUCGUCACUCUCUGGUAUCGUUCUCCGGAAAUUUUGUUGGGUGGGAAGCAAUAUUCUACCGGCGUUGAUAUGUGGAGCGUGGGUUGCAUCUUCGCAGAGAUGUGUACCCGAAAAGCGCUCUUCCCUGGUGAUUCGGAAAUCGAUGAAAUUUUCAAGAUAUUCCAGUUGCUUGGAACCCCAGACGAAGAGACAUGGCCUGGCGUCACCAGCUUUCCGGAUUUCAAACCUUCCUUCCCUCAAUGGGCCAAGGUCGACACCGAAAAAAUGGUCCCAGGCCUUGAAGCAGCAGGCGUCGAUUUGUUAGAAGCUAUGCUCGUGUAUGAUCCUGCGGGUCGCAUAUCAGCCAAACAAGCUUGUCACCAUGAUUACUUCAACGCAGAGGACGGCACCAAUUGGAACAAUGGGAGGCCAAACAGCCGGUUCCAAGGCCGAUGAUUUUGUCCUAUGUUUACAUUUACUUGUCAAUGGAUAUGAUGGAACAGUCGAGAUGGCAUCUGAUUAAAGUAACAAAACCACAAGGGUACGAUUAGGCGGCCAGUGAUUGAACCAACAAACUUCAUUAGAAAACUCUCAUUCCUUAAUAUUAUUUUCUGGGAUUUGUGUUUGCGACAAUGCGUAGCCAGGCAAAACAUGAACGAUCAAAAUUUAAUGUAUUGAUG